AGUUAAGCCAACCUUGCAUUCCUGGGAUAAAUCCCACUUGGUCAGGGUGUGUAGUCCUUUUUAUGUGUUGCUGGGUUUGGGUUGCUAUUUGUUGAGGAUUUUUGCGUAUGUAUUCACCAAAGAUAUUAGUCUAUUGUUUUGUUUUCUUGUAAUGUCUGUGUUUCAGAUCAGGUUAGUUAAUGCUAGCUUCAUAGAAUGAAUCGGGAAGCCGUACCUUUUCCUCUAUUUUCUCAUCUAUUUCUUUCUAAGGGGGAUAAUUUAUUGCCUUUUAGGGAGUGACUGGAGCAGUCUUCUUUUCUCUUCUUAAGGCUCAUGUUUUGCAGGGAUGUCUUAGGAUUAAUGCCCGGCAGCUCACAAUGUCAUCGGCUGUGUUCCUAGUCCGUUUGCUGGCAGGUGUGGCUCACGGUGGAGCAGGUGCCCAGAGUCUCUUUACCUGGUCACAUCUGGCACUCAUCUGCGAGCAGUCCCCCGAGCUUCCCGGCAGGGACCGGGGGCUGGGUCUGCUCACCCGGAAGCUGGGAUGCUUGGCUGAAAGCACUCUUCUCUCCCUCCUCUCUUUGGACAGAGUAGCCACGAACCAGAAGGUUCGCGAACAAGUGCGGCUGGAGCUGAGCUUUGUCAACUCGGACCUGCAGAUGCUCAAGGAAGAGCUGGAGGGGCUGAACAUCUCGGUGGGAGUCUAUCAGAGCACAGAGGAGGCGUUUACAAUCCCCCUGAUUCCUCUUGGCCUGAAGGAAACAAAGGAUGUCGACUUUUCAGUCGUCCUUAAGGAUUUCAUCCUGGAGCAUUACAGUGAGGACAGCUGUUUAUACGAGGACGAAAUCGCGGAUCUUAUGGACCUGAGACAGGCCUGUCGCACGCCCAGCAGGGACGAGGCCGGGGUGGAGCUGCUCAUGACCUACUUCCUUCAGCUGGGCUUCGUGGAGAGUCGCUUCUUCCCGCCCACGCGGCAGAUGGGGCUCCUGUUUACCUGGUACGACUCCCUCACCGGGGUCCCGGUGAGCCAGCAGAACCUGCUCCUGGAGAAGGCCAGCGUGCUGUUCAACGUCGCCGCCCUGUACACCCAGGUCGGGACGCGGUGCAACCGGCAGACACAGGCUGGGCUGGAGAGCGCGGUGGACGCCUUCCAGAGAGCCGCGGGGGUUCUGAACUACCUGAGGGAGACGUUCACGCACACGCCCAGCUACGACAUGAGCCCCGCCAUGCUCAGCGUGCUGGGCAGGAUGAUGCUGGCGCAGGCGCAGGAGAGCGUGUUGGAGAGGAUCUGCCUUCCCGGCAUCCGGAACGAGUUCUUCGUGCUGGUGAAGGUGGCCCAGGAGGCCGCCAAGGUGGCAGAGGUCUGCCAGCAGCUGCACGCGGCCAUGAGCCAGGCGCCGGUCAGGGAGAACGUGCCCUACUCCUGGGCCAGCCUGGCCUGCGUGAAGGCCCACCACUACGCCGCCCUGGCCCACUACUUCUCCGCCACCCUCCUCAUCGACCACCAGCUGAAGCCGGGCGCGGACGAGGACCACCAGGAGAAGUGCCUGUCGCAGCUGUACGAGCACAUGCCGGAGGGGCUGGCGGCCCUGGCCACGCUGAAGGACGGGCAGCAGCGCCGACAGCUGGGGAGGUCGCACCUGCGCAGAGCCCUGGCCCACCACGAGGAGUCUGUGCGGGAGGCCAGCCUGUGCAAGAAGCUGCGCAACAUCGAGGUGCUCCAGGAGGUGCUCUCCGCCGCGCAGGAGCGCUCCCGGCUCAAGUACUCGCAGCACCAGGCCGACGAUGACCUCCUGAACCUGAUCCAGGCUCCCGACAUCGUUCCUAAAACUGAGCAGGAGGCUGAAAUCACACCGCCCCAGUUCUCCAAGUUGGCGGUAACGGACUUCUUUCAGAAGCUGGGCCCCUUGUCUGUGUUUUCGGCCAACAAGAGGUGGACUCCUCCUCGAAGCGUUCACUUCACCGCAGAAGAAGGGGACUUGGGGUUCACGUUGAGAGGCAACACCCCGGUUCAGGUCCACUGCCUGGAUCCGUACUGCUCGGCCGGGCUGGCAGGAGCCAAGGAGGGAGAUUACAUUGUUUCCAUUCAAGGCGUGGACUGCAAGUGGCUGACAGUGGGUGAGGUUAUGAAACUGCUGAAGAGCUUUGGCGAGGACGAGAUCGAGAUGAAGGUUGUGAGCCUCCUGGACUCCACGUCAUCCAUGCAUAAUAAGUGUGCCACGUACUCCGUGGGGAUGCAGAAAACGUACUCCAUGAUCUGCUUAGCCAUUGAGGACGACGAUAAAAGUGAUAAGACCAAGAAAAUCUCGAAGAAGCUGUCCUUCCUGAGCUGGGGCACCAGCAAGAACAGGCAGAAGUCGGCCAGCACCCUGUGCCUCCCUUCCGUUGGGGUCUCGAGGCCUCAGAUCAAGAAGAAGCUCCCCUCUCCUCUCAGCCUUCUCAACUCCGAGAGUUCUCUGUACUGACUCGAGGAAACAAAAAACGCUCGGGCCCCUGGACGUUGAGGGUGCUGGCGAGGCCUUCACGAUUUGUGCCAUGGUGGAAAAUACCUAAAUGUUUUCAGAUCUCAUUGUUCACGUGGUAUAGAUUUGCAUUUCAUGUGUUUUUAUGAAAGUAACAAGAAACCUCUGGAAAUCUGUGAACCACAAACUUCUUUGAGGGGUGUCACUAUAUUGCUGCAAAAAAGUUAUUUAUUAUAUAAAGUCUUGUAAAUAGUGUUGAAGAUAUGGCUGUUUUUAGUGGUUAGGACUGUUUGUGAUAGUUUCCAGGUUUGGGUAAUAAUCAUUCCUUAAUCUAGAAUUCAGAUGCCCCCUGAAUUAAGGGGGUUCAGAGGGCUGUCAUGGUAGAGCUAAAUUAGUGUUACUAAAAACUGUUCCAAAGAGCUGCUUUUCCUAAUAGGAAGGAAUUAUUUAACCUAAAACAACAAGAUUUUACUAUUAAUAUCUACAUAAUAUGAAUGUUAUUUCUAGAUAAAGUCUAGUGCCAAAUUUGUCUUGAUUUAUUAAAUAAAAGCAAUUUAGGAGCAGCUUUUCUUCUAGUUUGAUGUCAUGUAAAAGUUGCUAACACAGUGGCAGUGUUAGAUGAAGAUGCUAUCUACAAGGUAGAUAAUAUACUGUUUGAUACUCAAAACAUUUUUCAUGUUGUUGAAAGUAGAAGGUACAUAAUUGUAUAUUAUAAGUCUUGGGUAAAAAAAGGAGUUUUAUGUCUUAUAAGGUGAAAAUGUAAAUGAUUCCAUUUCAAAGCUCUAUUUGACUUUUUUAAGUGACAUUCUUACCAAUUGAUUUCUCUUGCUAUAGGUUGGAUGAUACUGUGACUCUAAUAAGAUUCACAGUUGACAUAGUACAAGUUACAUACAUAGCUGGAAAUAUAUAGCAUUGAAAUCUGAUUUUGAGAAUCAUUAAGAAUUUAAUCAUUUUCUGUUGUGCAAUAUCUUGAGGGAAACAACCAUCUUUGGGAAAGUGUAUCCAGUGCUCUUAGGGUCAUGUUUGUAUAAAUAUUUAAAUAAACAUUCACACACCUGAA
Molecule: messenger RNA, 3498 nt
Organism: Microcebus murinus (gray mouse lemur)
Lineage: Eukaryota; Metazoa; Chordata; Mammalia; Primates; Cheirogaleidae
Gene: RHPN2
Product: rhophilin Rho GTPase binding protein 2
Biological process (GO): signal transduction; negative regulation of stress fiber assembly
Molecular function (GO): protein binding
Source: RefSeq, a predicted model, not a curated record